AUGCCUACGCUAUCCGGCCCCCGAGUGAUAGGCCUGUACGGAAUCCCCGGCUGCGGAAAGUCCUUCCUCCUGAACAAACUGAAGAAAGAUCUCAAAGAAUCGGAGUUCGAAUACUUUGAAGGCUCGGAAGAGAUUGAAUCUGUUACCCCCGGCGGGCUCGAUGCAUUCAAGAAGCUAGGAACCGUGCAGCAGACGCACUUCCGCCAGCUCGCCAUUGACAGCAUCAAAUCGAAAUGCACAAAGAGCGGGAAAGUUGGAGUUGUUACCGGGCAUUUCAUAUUUUGGUCCAACGAAAAUCAAGCGGCGUUGAGAGUGUGUACUGACAACGACUUGAGUACAUACACGCACAUAAUUUAUGUCAAUACUCCUGUGGAAGAAACGGCGAAGCAGCGACUGCAGGAUCGCGAGAGAAGUCGUUCAAAUUUGUCAAUUGAGCAUCUACGUCGCUGGCAGGAUACGGAGGUUGAAGAGCUCCGUGAGCUUUGUCGUCAACGUGGUAUUCUGUUCACGACCGUUUACCCAAAUAUCGAUGAUAAGCUAUCCAAGUUACUACUUGAUUUCCAGGCUCAUGGGGAAGAGUACAACAACUCAAUCGCCAAGCAGCAUUUGGAAUAUGCACUCUCAACUCACUACGAUGAGCUCCAGACUGUUCUUUUCUUGGACGGUGACAAGACGUUGACGGCACAGGACACGGGCGAGGUAUUCUGGGAGAAACUCUCACCCUCAAAAGUUAGUCCGUUGAGCACGCUAUUCAGCAGCCAGCUAGGGUACUCCUAUAUCGCGUUCAGGCAAGCGAUGUUGCUGUACGAAGAGUCGACCAACGAUGCCGAGUUUGAUGCUAUCUGCACAGAGGUAUCCCUACAAACGCCCCUUUAUUCUCAAAUGUUUUCACUUCUGCACCGGUUGGGAAGUCACAACCAUAUCCGCCUGGUCAUCGUGACAUGUGGACUGCGACGAGUUUGGGAAAAGAUAAUUGAAAGAGAAGGUCUGCCCGAGACGGUGAAGAUCAUGGGUGGUGGACGGCUUGCCGACGGGUUUGUCGUGACCCCUUCUGUGAAAGCGUACUUGGUUUCUUGUACCAAGAAAAUUCAUGCGGCCUAUACAUGGGCAUUUGGGGAUAGUCCAUUGGACCUGCCAAUGCUCGCUGCUGCUGACCAAGCGAUUGUUGUGGUUGGCGAGCAGCGAAGCCGAAGCAAAAGUAUGGAUAUCCGGCUAUUGUUUAGAGUUUGCCAUGAUCAACAGGAUGACAAUUCUGUUCAGAUAGAUGGCCAGACACAAUCAGAUCCAAAGAAGGCACGAGUAGCCGUCUCUUAG
Molecule: messenger RNA, 1314 nt
Organism: Paecilomyces variotii
Lineage: Eukaryota; Fungi; Ascomycota; Eurotiomycetes; Eurotiales; Thermoascaceae
Product: uracil phosphoribosyltransferase
Exons: 1
Coding region: 1-1314 (437 amino acids)
Biological process (GO): L-serine biosynthetic process; dephosphorylation
Cellular component (GO): cytoplasm
Molecular function (GO): magnesium ion binding
Source: RefSeq, a predicted model, not a curated record